AUGCAGUUCUCCAUCCUCUCUAUCGCUGCUCUUAUCAGCUCUGUUGCCGCUGGUGGCAUCAACUGCAACGGAUCUGGCGCCUGCAAGGCCAAUGAUGCCAAGCUCUCGGACAUUCUGAACCAGAUCAACCAGAUCAAGGCUCAGGGCAACGGCGGUCACAACUAUGGCACUGGUAUCCAGCUUGCCUGCGCUGACGGCCAGUAUGGUCCUAUCUGCGCCUAUUACCAGAAGGGCGCCUCUGGCACUGCAGACCGCGCUGCCGGUCUCGUCCAGGACCUCAUCAACCACGGCUGCAAGCAGUGCGGUUCCAUCCCCACCGAGCCCGGAAACGACGUCAACAAGGGCGAGCUGACCGUCAAGUGA
This is a messenger RNA of [Torrubiella] hemipterigena, 363 nucleotides long. Lineage: Eukaryota; Fungi; Ascomycota; Sordariomycetes; Hypocreales; Clavicipitaceae. The record is from the annotation of a GenBank genome assembly.